This is a messenger RNA of Corythoichthys intestinalis (scribbled pipefish), 2716 nucleotides long. Its product is annotated as ATP-binding cassette sub-family G member 4-like. NCBI's taxonomy places the organism in Eukaryota, Metazoa, Chordata, Actinopteri, Syngnathiformes, Syngnathidae. The coding region runs from base 94 to 2217 and encodes 707 amino acids. Gene Ontology annotation, molecular function: ATP binding; ATP hydrolysis activity; ABC-type sterol transporter activity. The record is from RefSeq and is a predicted model, not a curated record. Gene Ontology annotation, biological process: cholesterol efflux; cholesterol homeostasis; transmembrane transport. The transcript has 12 exons. Gene Ontology annotation, cellular component: membrane.
CACAACAUUGUUGGUGUUCACAAAGAGAGGAUCGGUCGAAACCAACUUAAACACCCAAAAAGUGAGUGAAGUUUUUGAGGUGCUGCAUUUAGAAUGUUCCCGAGGGUGCCAAAUCAAAUCGCAUGCAGCAUCCAAAUGGAGGUAUGCAAAAGCGAACCCAAACAAGUGGGCCCAAAGUUGUUCUCAAGGCUGAAAAAAGUGGACAACACCAACAACCAGCGGCUGAGCGAGCUCCCGUGCCAGAAGGCUGUCAACCUGGAGUUCAACAACCUCUCUUUCACCAUCCAGCAGGGAAUCUGUUUGAAGAAGAAAGGUUUCAAAACGCUCCUCGACAAUCUGUCCGGACAAUUCAACAGCAAAGAGCUCACUGCUAUCAUGGGACCUUCCGGAGCUGGCAAGUCCACAAUGAUGAAUGUCCUGGCGGGAUAUAGGGAAAAGGGCAUGACGGGCCAAAUCCUGGUAAACGGUCACCCGAGGGACUUGGUGAAAUUCCAGAAGAUGUCAUGCUAUAUUAUGCAAAUGGAUGUCUUAAUGCCUCACCUCUCAACAGAGGAGGCUAUGAUGGUGGCAGCCCACUUGAAACUAAAUGAAUCGUUACAGGUCAAAAGGAAGAUAGUGAACGAAGUCCUGACAGCUUUAGGCCUGAAGAGCUGUGCUAAAACACGCACCAACAAUCUGUCAGGUGGCCAGUCGAAGAGACUGGCCAUUGGUCUCGAGCUGGUCAACAAUCCGCCGGUCAUGUUCUUUGAUGAGCCCAUCAGUGGUUUGGACAGUGCAACAGCCAUCCAAGUCAUUUCUCUCCUAAAGUGUCUGGCUAAUGGAGGCCGGACAAUCAUCUGCACUAUUCAUCAGCCCAGCGGCAACCUCUUUCAGAUGUUUGAUAAGCUGUUCAUUCUCAGCCAAGGCCAAUGUAUAUACAAAGGCACAGUCUCUCACCUCAUCCCUCACCUGACCAACCUCAACCUUCAUUGCCCAAUAUAUCACAAUCCAGCGGAUUUCAUCAUAGAGGUGGCGACGGGAACGCACGGGGACAUGCAGGCCGUGUUGUUUCAGGCCGCUCGAAGCAGCCCGUGCUGUGAGGAGAGCGUAGAGGACAACCAGGGUUCCUCCAAAAAUUUGGAAUCUGAGCUAAUGCCCCUUGAAUUGUCGUACUUUGCCACAAGUAUGUUCAAACAAUUCUACAUCCUCUUUAAAAGGAACCUGACAGCGAUAUGUAGAGAUGCGAUGCUGACCCACCUGAGGUUGACCUCCCACAUCGUGAUGGGACUCCUGAUCGGCCUGCUUUACCUUGACAUCGGAAAUGACGCCAAGUUUGCCUGGAACAACACCGCCUACCUUUUCUUCUCCAUGUUGUUCCUUAUGUUUGCCGCCCUGAUGCCCACCGUUCUCACCUUUCCUCUGGAAAUGUCCGUGUUGGUCAGGGAACACUUAAAUUCCUGGUACAGCCUCCAUGCAUACUACUUGGCGAAAACAUGUGCGGACAUACCGUUACAGGUAGUAACAGGUGGCUUUCACAGUAGUUUUUAUGGAGGUAAUCAAUCCUCAUUUCCAAUCUCGUUUCCAGAUGAUCUGUCCAAUCAUGUAUUGCGCUAUCACAUACUGGAUGACGAGCCAGCCUUCAGAGGCCGUUCGCUUCUUGCUUUUUGUCUCCUUUUCUACAUCGGUCGCGCUUGUCGCUCAGUCACUGGGGCUGCUCGUAGGGGCAGCAUCACCGUCAACUCAGGCAAGGCCCGUAUCUUUGUCUUUCCUGUCCUCACUCUCGAAGGAGUUGAUGACAAAUGCGGUUCAUCCCCCUUACACCACCUCGCAGGUCGCCGCCUUUGUCGGGCCGAUCACAGCCAUUCCCAUUGUCUUGUUCUCAGGAUUUUUUGUCACUUUCAAAAACAUUCCUUAUUAUCUUCGCUGGAUCUCUUACACUUGCUUUGUCAGGUACGUUUAAUUGGAUAUUUUCUUCUGCUUUACAUGUGCACAAAUGAAGAAAUUCUAUUUAGGUACGGCUUCGAGGGAGUGCUCCACUCCAUCUACGGGUUGGAUCGCAAAAAUCUGGAAUGUAAGGAGCAGAUGUGCAACUUUGAAGAACCCCAAAAUAUCCUGCAAAUGUGGGACGUGCCAGAAGGCAUUAUCUAUGUGGAUUUCAUUAUCUUAGGAGUUUUCUUCACGAUCAUCAGGGUGGUAACUUAUGUAAUACUGCGCUACAGAAUAAGAGCAACCCGUUAGUUUUGAGUAAAUGCGUUGACAGGGAUGUUACCGCAACCCUUGCUGGUCAAAUUACAUUUGGUUGUAAUUUACCACGUGUGUGCUAGUAUUAAGUUAACUGCAAAACUUUUUGUCCAGUAAAAAGCUAACUUUUUUUGCGAUUGUUGAUUAAAGAGUGAUGUGAUGGAAUAUGACUUUUACUAAAGCAAGUAAUACAUGAUACACCCAUAUUUUCAUUUGUAUUCUGCGUCAAUUUCAUGCAUAUUGUUUUAAAACAUCAUAUACAGAAACAUAUUGUCCAGGCGUCUCAAAUGUGAUGUGCGGUGUAAACGUCAAAUGUUCCUAGACAGGAAGUUUGUAGGUCAUUUAUGUAACAUAUUUAUGUCGCACUGCUGUUGCCAUAGCUGUGCAGUCCUUGUGCGUGUCGUAUUACAGUAUAACGAACCCUUAUGUGAUCUAUCGUGUCUACAUAUGAUGAAACGCACACUGAAUAAAGUAGUGUUGUUCCACUCAAGUCUCG